AUGCUGGACGUCCCCGACUAUGUGAUCUUUCCUUUUCCUGAACUGCCGGAGACGCAGGCUCUGGAUAGCGAGUCGUUCAAACUCCCGGCCUUAGGCGGUUCUCUCACUAUUACAGACAUGUUGGAUUGGUAUUAUGACCACUCCCCGAAUCAUCAUGUUUCCGUCUUCCCGUACGCUGCAGACCGUACUACUAGCAUCGUACUGUGGCCACUCGUUGUCGGUGCUAUGUCGGUGCUAUACGCAAGGCUGCGUAUGUGGGACACAGCUUUCCCAAUGUCUCCACGAAAAUUUCUCGAAACAGUUGCACAUCUCAUUCGUGUCGCCCAAGUCACGGAUAUAAUGGUUGGAGCUGAAAGGGAAUUUCAUGACCUUGCAGCUGCUGCUACAGAGUUGCUUCGGCGCAGUGGAGACCAUUUGCCUCAUUUGCACCUAUACAUUGGUAUCAACGAAGAUGUAGACGAUGAUUUGCCACGUCAGGCGGUAAAAUCAUCUCAGGCGGUAAAAUCAUCCUUGGAAACUAGUGCUUUCACACUCCAAUCGUCUGCUUCCAUAUCGUAUCCCAAACCAAUCUUCGAGACUCAUUUGCAUCUCUUACAGUGGGCCGCGUCUCCUGGCAGGUCGCUGUUCCAUACAUUAUGCAUGUUCCAGUCAUUGCUACAGCUCUCGACGGGCGUAAUUAUGACAGUGUAUGAGCCAAAGACACCUGCGAUUGAACCCACGCUAGACAAUAUCUUCAUACACGCUGUGGAUGCUCAAAGCGAUAUCAUCUUUUGUGAUCCUAGUUAUUUGGAGGUGAGGACAGUCACAACUGGCAUGAUAGACCGAUUACUUAAGAAGUAUACGAGGCAUGGCACGAGAACAAAGGCUAUGUCAACCGGCUCUCUAAGAAACAGGGCGUGCGCAGAUAUCGGUAUUGUCAGCGCUGUCUUACCAAAGGUUUCUUCUCAGGACUGGCAGUAUAUCCGCAUGUCUAAACUCAUGAAAACUGACCUAUUUUCACUUCAGCCUCAUGCCUACCAUGUCCCCGUUGUAACCAACACCAAAAGGGGAAGUGUCGAAGUUUAUGCAACCGGCGACCUCUUCACGCCUCACCCUACAUUACCUGGUUACUGGGCUCAUUGUGGUCGAGCGGAUGAGGCCACCGCUGAUGCUGCGAUAUGA
Molecule: messenger RNA, 1161 nt
Organism: Serpula lacrymans var. lacrymans S7.9
Lineage: Eukaryota; Fungi; Basidiomycota; Agaricomycetes; Boletales; Serpulaceae
Exons: 8
Coding region: 1-1161 (386 amino acids)
Source: RefSeq, a predicted model, not a curated record